Messenger RNA from Micromonas pusilla CCMP1545, 1672 nucleotides. RefSeq lists its product as uncharacterized. Lineage: Eukaryota; Viridiplantae; Chlorophyta; Mamiellophyceae; Mamiellales; Mamiellaceae. The transcript has 2 exons. The record is from RefSeq and is a predicted model, not a curated record. Bases 1 to 1167 code for a protein of 388 amino acids.
AUGACGCGUCGCGCGGACCUCGUGAAGACGACAGCGUGGUUCAAGACGGAGGAGGAUCCGAUCGAGGCGAUGGCGAAGCUCGCGGCGACGAUCCGCGACCGCGCGGCGUACCCUGGCGGCGUCAUCCUUCACGCCGAAGCCUCCGCGCGCCCCGGGUGCACGCUGCUCACCGUGGACGUCCUCGCGCGGCGGCUGCCGGACUCGGACGACGCGUCCUUCUGCGGCCCGAUCGCCGACGCGGACAGGGAGGGCAUGUACGACAUCGACGACGAGGUGGACCAAGUCGCGGCGCGGCUCGCCGCCGUCGGCGCGAACCACGGCCUCGAGGGCACGCUCGAUUUGGCCGCGCAAAACGCGACGUGCUCGUCCAGACGCCGCCGCGUGCGCUACGCCGGCGGCUUCGCGCGCGGCGUGCACGUGGACCCGACGCCGAACGUCCGCGUCGGCGCGAAGAUGCGCGCGGCGAUUCGCGCGGCGAACGACCCGUCGACGCCGAUGCGCGUGUUGCGGUCGGACGAGUACGAGUGCUUCAUCAUGCCGUCCGCGCCGGAGGGGUACUCGUACGUCCUCCGCUGCCGCGGGCGCUUCGUCCCGAUGUUCGCGACGACGCCGUCGUACCCGGAGACGGACACGAUCGUCCUGCACGUCACGCCCACGGGCGCGGAGGGGUUGGCGUUUUUGGAGCUCGUCGCCGACGCGGGCGGGCGCGAGACGGGCGACGGCGCGUUCGGCAACGCGGCGCCGAUCAUCUGCGUCCCGGUGUUCAUGUCGACCGACCCCGCGCUCGUCAAGGAGCUCACGUCCGACGGUCGAUGCGCGCGUCUUGGGAACACGCCCGCGCUGUUUAACCUCGGCAUCGCGCUCGCGGCGGCGGCGGCGGUCGCGGAGGGCGAGGACCCUCGCGUGGAGGGCGAGACGGCGAGCGGCGAGAUCACGUUCCACGCCGCCGCCGCGUGCGCGACGAUAGGAUGGGCGACCGCGGUGACGCGAACGAUCGCGACGCUGUACGACGCCGACGCCGCGUACGGCGGCGACGGCGGUUUCGGCGGCGGCGGCGACGGCGGCGACGGCACCGCGCGGACGAUGAGCGAGGGCCCCGACACGGAUUCGCAGCGUAACUCCUCGCCGUGCCCCGACGCGUCUACGUCAGCCGGCACCGCGCGGUGAACGCCGCGGUCAGGCUCGCGUCGAUGCUCUGCGUGAUGCGCGGCGCGGCGAGCGCGUCGUCGAUCGUGUGCGUCUGGGUCGCGAUGUCGGCGGCGUCGCAGAGCGUGCUCGCGCCGGCGGGCGCGGCGGCGGAGGCGGGGUUGAUCGCGCUCGGCGCCGCGGCGUUCGCGGGCGCGCGGUUCGCCGCGAGCGUCGGCGGCGCCCAGCAGCGCGGUCGCGGGGCCCCGGGUCCCGAGGAGAACUCGACGCAUCAGUGCGCGACGGUGGUGUCGUUCUGGCUGGCGUUCGUGUCGUUGGCGCUGUGCGCGUGUCUCGCGGCGCAGAAGAAGGUGGCGGAGUCGUUUUGUAAGCUGGACAAGCUGCAGCUGUCCGAGAUGAAGCACUGGAAGAAGAUCUGAUGAACGAUUGACGACGCGCGAGGCGCGGUGUUGUACAUGUAUGAUUCGCACAUUCUACUUUGAUUUAGAUACUAAUUAACUUGUUAUGAUUAUCCUUAUCCUUGUAC